Molecule: messenger RNA, 471 nt
Organism: Hyaloperonospora brassicae
Lineage: Eukaryota; Oomycota; Peronosporomycetes; Peronosporales; Peronosporaceae
Source: the annotation of a GenBank genome assembly
AUGGCGACCGGAAGUCAGCGCCGCGAGUACAAGUUCGACGGUCGCGUCAUCUACGAGUGGGAGCAGUCGAUGGAAGAAGUGAAUGUCUACGUCCGCCCCCCAACAGGUGUGACAGCCUCUCAGAUCCAGUGUGAGAUUCGCGCCAACCACGUGACUUUGGGGCUCUGUGGCGCCUCGCACAAGUUUCUCAAUCACGACCUCGCAAGCGCUGUGGUCGUUGCAGAGAGCUAUUGGAUGCUGGACGCGGGAGAGCUGAACAUUAACCUCCAGAAAAUGAAAAAGGGCUACAUCUGGCCGAGCGUCUUUGCUGGCCAUGGAGAGUUGGAUCCGAUGCAGCAGGAAACUACGAAACGAAACAUGAUGCUCGAGCGUUUCCAGGAAGAGAACCCGGGCUUUGACUUCUCAAACGCCGCGUUCAGUGGUGCUGCACCAGACCCGAGAACGUUCAUGGGUGGUGUCAAGUACACUUGA